Molecule: messenger RNA, 842 nt
Organism: Bufo gargarizans (Asiatic toad)
Lineage: Eukaryota; Metazoa; Chordata; Amphibia; Anura; Bufonidae
Gene: AANAT
Product: aralkylamine N-acetyltransferase
Exons: 4
Coding region: 141-746 (201 amino acids)
Biological process (GO): response to light stimulus; circadian rhythm; melatonin biosynthetic process
Cellular component (GO): cytoplasm
Molecular function (GO): aralkylamine N-acetyltransferase activity
Source: RefSeq, a predicted model, not a curated record
AGGGUUUAGUAACUGUAAUAUAUAACGUGCCUUCUUCUGUCUUGUGUUAUUUCAGACCAGUGCGGCCCCCGGAGAGCAGCUCACCACGUCGUCUCCAGGAUUUGCUUCUGGUACCGAGACACAGCGAGCCAGAUUUUGCCAUGUCUGUGCUGAACGCGUUACCUUUUAUGAGGCCAGUCCACAUUCGAUCACCACGCCAGCAGAGACGCCACACGCUUCCCGCCAGUGAAUUCCGCUGUCUUUCCCCCGAAGAUGCAGUCAGCGUGUUUGAGAUAGAAAGAGAGGCCUUCAUUUCAGUAUCCGGGGAAUGUCCCCUCCAUCUGGAUGAAGUUAGACAUUUCUUGACACUUUGCCCGGAGCUGUCGCUUGGCUGGUUUGAAGAGGGACGACUUGUGGCAUUUAUCAUUGGGUCGUUAUGGGAUCAAGACAAGCUCAAUCAGGAUGCCCUUACUCUGCACAAACCGCAUGGAUCAUCCGUUCACAUCCAUGUCCUUGCUGUACACCGCACAUUCCGGCAACAGGGCAAGGGAUCCAUCCUUCUCUGGCGUUACCUCCAGUACCUGCGGUGCCUGCCUUUUGCACGGCGGGCCGUGCUAAUGUGUGAAGAUUUUCUGGUUCCUUUCUACUCCAAGUGUGGCUUCAAGGCUGUGGGUCCGUGUGACAUCACCGUUGGACCCAUGGCCUUCAUCGAGAUGCACUGUCCGGUCAAUGGUCAUGCCUUUAUGCGUAGAAAUAGUGGUUGCUAGCCCCCUAACCUUCCUUCUUGAAUUCAACGUCUUUAACCUCUUUGCUUCUCAAGGGUGGCAGAGCAGUAUGGUUCACACUUGCUGACAAGCAAAGGC